Molecule: messenger RNA, 3933 nt
Organism: Octodon degus (degu)
Lineage: Eukaryota; Metazoa; Chordata; Mammalia; Rodentia; Octodontidae
Gene: Fgl2
Product: fibrinogen like 2
Exons: 2
Coding region: 16-1542 (508 amino acids)
Source: RefSeq, a predicted model, not a curated record
AACUCUCCGCUCCGCAUGACCUCCACCCUGCCCUGGGAUGCUGGCCGAGCUCCGCACUCGCGGCUGCCACAGUUUUGCGGGGCAGGAACCCCAACAGCCGGGGCUGCAGCUGCCGCGCGGGUCCCUCGUGCACGCCCGAAGCGGUGCACGGCCACGCCCUUCCUGGGAACGCGCAGGCCGGGCCGGCUAUUAAAGCGCGCGGGCAGCCAGCCGGCCGCAGAGAUGCAGCUUCCCCUCCUGUGCUGCCUGGGCGUCGCGCUCCUCGCCGCCCCGGGGUGGGCGGCGGCCGGGGACGGGGUCGGGGAAGAGGGUCCCGCGUGCGCCGCGCGGGUGGAGCUGGAGCCAGGGCUGGGGCCAGAUGGGCGCUGCGGCGCAGGCCCGGCCGGCGAGUGUGCGCUGCAGGUGCGCCUGCCCUCACUCACCAUCCCGCUCCCCGCGCCGCUCGGCAGGCUCGAGGAGGUGUUGAAAGAGGUGCAGGCCCUCAAGGACGCCAUGGCCAGCCUGCAGAGGUCCUGCCAGGACUGUAGGCUACAGGCCGAUGAGCACCGGGACCCCGCGCCGCCCCCCAGCCCGGGGACCCCAGGGGAGCAGGACAGCGACCUCCGUGCGCAGGACCUGGAAAGCCAGGUGCACAAGCUGUCGUCAGAGCUGAAAGGCGCCCGCGAGGAGAUCGGUGUGCUCCAGAGGCGCCUGGAAAAGCUGAGUCUCGUAAAUAUGAACAACAUCGAGAACUACGUGGACAGCAAGGUGGCCAACCUGACAGUCGUGGUCAACAGUUUGGACGGGAAGUGCUCAUCCCAGUGCUCCAGCCAAGAACAAAUCCAGUCCAGGCCCGUUCAACAUCUGAUCUACAAAGACUGUUCUGACUACUACGUAAUAGGCAGAAGAACCAGCGAGAACUACAGAGUUACACCGGAUCCCAAAAACAGCAGCUUCGAGGUGCCCUGCGACAUGGAGACUCUGGGCGGUGGCUGGACGGUGCUGCAGGCGCGGCUGGACGGCAGCACUAACUUCUCCAGGGGCUGGCGCGACUACAAGACAGGCUUCGGCAACCUGCGCCGCGAGUUCUGGCUGGGAAAUGAUAAGAUCCACCUUCUGACCAAGAGCAAGGAGAUGGUCCUGCGAAUAGACCUGGAGGACUUUGACGGCGUCAAGCUGUACGCCCUGUAUGACCAGUUUUACGUGGCCAACGAGUUUCUCAAGUACCGUUUGCACGUUGGGAACUACAGCGGCACGGCUGGGGACGCCCUGAGGUUCAGCAAACAUUACAACCACGACCUGAAGUUCUUCACCACCCCGGACAGGGACAAUGACCGCUAUCCCUCGGGGAACUGUGGGCGCUACUACAGUUCGGGCUGGUGGUUUGAUGCCUGCCUUUCAGCAAACCUAAAUGGCAAAUACUACCACCAGAAAUACAGAGGGGUUCGUAAUGGGAUUUUCUGGGGAACCUGGCCUGGGAUGAGUGAGGCACAGCCCGGUGGUUACAGGUCCUCCUUCAAAAGGGUCACAAUGAUGAUCAGACCCAGGCACUUCAGGCCGUAACAGCUGGGCUCAUUUCUCCGGGCAUUUCUAUCCUCUAGAAUAGCACAAGUCACGCCUUUAUCACUCCCGCGUAUGCCUUGUUUCGGGUUCCUUUUCCACAGCCUACAUGGUAUCUCAGAGAAUAGGUAUAAAGCUGCAAAUAUGCAUUUUAAAGAUGCCUUUGUUGUUAACCAAUGAAUGCAUGUAAGCAUUAAAAAUAGAUUCUAUUUAUGUCCUUUAAUUCCUAUUAAUUAGAAAUUUUUUUACUUGUAUCAUUUCCUAUUAUAAAAAUCGUUUGUUCGGCGAGAAAAUUCUACACAAAGCAAUCUCCAUUAGGGCUGUGGCUGAACGUGCAAAAUUGAAAAUAUAUCCUCUUUUCAGGCUAGAAAUGUUUAUUUGUAUACUUGUCUCUUAAUACUGCAAUGUUUAUUCCCAGAUAAUCUCACUCUCUCUAUGACAUUUAUUUUGGGCCAGGAAGACCUUACAGUAUAUUGACUUUCAAAGAAAGGGAGGUCAUAUAUAUAAUAAGUAAACCUGCUCAUGGGGUAUUCAUGAAAUUUAAAAUGCGGCAUUGCCCUGCCAUCUUAAUUUGGCUCAUUUUUAAUACUGUAAUAUAGGGUAGCACAAUGUCACCAAAAACAUUCCAAGAAUAACGUAACUUUGGAAAUCUUGGUUUAAAGCACUUCGCUCAUGGCCUAGAUCUUGUCAGAUUUCUGAUGGUAACAACCACUUUAACAUAAAAUUUGUCUUUUAAUUUGAGAUUGCUCAUUACUGUGCUAGACUACUGGUUGCUUCUCUUUCUUAGGAUAGAAAUGGGUGGAGAAAGAAGCAUCUAUUUAUACUUUGAAGGCCAGUUUUAUAUCCAGUGCCUUAGUAUCAUUGAGUGAUACACUUGACAGGAAGCCAAGUUUUCUAGAAUGAAUAGAUAAAAUUAUUUAUUAAAACAUUGAAAUAUAUAGUAGCUCAAAUAUUUUACAUUUCAACUCUAAUGGAUUUCUUACUUUUUUAUCAGAAAUUCAAAGGUAAGUUUUUUAACAAAAGUAACUGAGGCAGGUCUUUUAUAAUUUUCUAAUUCUGAAAUGCUGAGUAUUACAUUGAAAUGAUUAUGAAAACACUUUUAGUUACAUGAGAAGUAUCGCUUCAGAAAGAACAGCAGUAUUAUGUAUAUUUUUAAAGUGCUAUCAAUUUGAAAAUUUAAGUAAUUCAUCGCAUUGUAUGGGAGUCAUAGCAACAAGUUUGCUGUUUAAGUUCUAAUGAUUAUUUCUAAUAACAGUAACAACAUUUGCAAAAUAUAUGUACAGAGAUGGAUCUUUGCUCGUUCUCUGAAAAUGAUUAAGGGGCUGAGCAUGGUAGUGCAUACCCAUAAUCCCAGCACUAAGGAGGCUGAGGCAGGAUGAUCCCUAAGAAUUAGAGGCUACCCUCGGCUGCAUAGUGAAUUCAAGGCCAGCCUGAACUGCAUAGUGAAAAAAAGAAAGUGAUUAAGGAGGACAGUUGUUUUAGGUAACAAGUUAGUUGUUCAAAUAUUAAACCCUUUAGGCAAUCUUAAAAAAAGAAACAAGCAAGAUAGUCUUUCAAAAAUGUUUAACAAGGUUUUCAGGAAAAUAUAAUACAAAAUAAGUUAUUAGAAAUAUCAUUAAAAUAUUAGACUAAGUGCAAAUAGAAUUAAAUGAUGAUCAAAAUAUGAAAUAUGGAUUUCAAGCCUGUGUAUCCACCAGUGGGAUACUAAAUGUAAAUGAUAUAACCAACUUUAUUUGUUUUCUUCUUUGCUUUUAAAUUUCAAAAGACUAUUUUGAUAUUACACAAUGUAUUGUGUCAGAUAAAGGCACUUAUGUACUAAAUGUAAUUACUAAUAUGAGUAUAAGUUUAAGUAAAUGUCAUAAAAAUGUACUUAUCACAAGAUAUAGUUCUAAAGAAACAUGCUCAUAGAAAGGUGCCCACUGAUUUCAGUGGAAACAGGCAGCAUUUCAGGGAAUCUGGCAAAUAGUCAUUAAUCCGUGUGAAUACUCUGUCUUUGCACAUUAUUUCAAAAGAUUAAAAUCUUAUUUUCUAUUAUGUUUUAUGACACUUUCCUAACAAAUUCUUUAACACAGAAAUUUCUUUUUGGAAUAAUUUUCUGUCAUUCAUUGUAAAAUAUAUUCUAGAUUAGGGUAAUUUUUAACAUGUUGACAGUAGGUUGGAUCUGAAAACCCCCUUGCCCUAAUGUACUAUUUACUAAUAAAUAAUAAUGUUCAUAAAUGUGGACUAUUUACAAAUAUACUUUUUAAAGACUCUUGUGGUUUCAAUUGUUUAUAUUUUUAGUUGUCCAUCUUAAUUUAAAACUAUUUCUAAAAGGUCAUUUUGUUCAAAAAGUUGACUGAAACUGAGUAUUAGAAAUCAAAGUAGAAUUGACUCACCUAUCCUUGAGGGGAAAAA